AUGGCUUCCCGCAUAUUAGCAGCUCCUGUGCAAAGAUGUCGCCGUUCGCAACACGAUCGCCGGCCCAUUGCUGUAUCUGCAACUCAUAACGGCUUCUCCAGGCUCCCCACAGCGUUACGAUCAUACUUCACCGAAGCCUCCACAGCGCAAGCAAUCGCAUCCGGCAUCGCGCCUCUCCCCCAUCGCAGCCUCAUAUUCCUCUCCGGCCCCACAGCAUCCAAGUUCCUACACGGUCUCAUAACCCACGACGCAACCCGCGUCUCGCCAUUCUAUGCCGCCUUCCUCGACGCGCGCGGCCGCGUGAUAUGCGAUGUAUUCAUCUGGGUAUGGCCCGAGCUGAUCGCGCAACAAGGGCACUGGGCAUGCUACAUCGAAGUCGACGCCGGCCAAGCCAACGCCCUGAUGUUGCACCUGAAGCGUCACAAACUCCGCCACAAGCUCACAAUCAGCCACGUACCAGCUGAAGGACGAGACGGCAUAAAGGUCUGGGCAGCUUGGGGUGACGCGCACAAACAAGUCAAGGACUGGGGCGAGAUUGCUGGACUGCAGGAUCCGCGCGCGCCGGGUAUGUAUAGGUACCUGGCGAAUGCGGAUCGCGAAACGAUUGCGCGGGACAUGCAACCUGUAGACACCAAGUUCUACGACAUUCAGCGGUAUAUACACGGCGUACCAGAAGGGUCAGCAGAAAUGCCGCCCUACAGCACGCUGCCCAUGGAAGCCAAUAUCGACCUAAGCAGCGGCAUAGAUUUCAAAAAAGGAUGCUAUAUCGGCCAAGAACUCACCAUUCGCACGAAACACACAGGCGUGGUGAGGAAGCGCAUAUUACCAGUUCGCUUCCACGCCGGCGGUGCAGGUGCAGCGGACCCACAAGCACCCGUCAACCCAUCAUUUGCACCGCAGCCUCAGCCGGGGAUGGAUAUCAGGACCCUCGACGACACGGGGGCUUUGAGCAAGGGCAGGCCGACGGGGAGGAUCGUUGCGGCGAUUGGUAACGUAGGUCUUGCGACUUGUAGGAUCGAGAACAUGACGUCCAUGAGGGUCAGUACAGAAGGCGGGUUCUACAAGGAAGGAACGCAAUUUGGUGUUGAUGUCGAUGGGCAAGUAGUCAGAGUUGAGCCUGUGGUGCACGACUGGUUCGUAGAGCGUAAAGAGGCGCUAUGGGGUCGUGGGGAGAAGAUGAAGAAGAGCUGGGUCGAAAAAGCACAGGAGGAGUUAGACUAG
This is a messenger RNA of Parastagonospora nodorum SN15, 1221 nucleotides long. RefSeq lists its product as hypothetical. Lineage: Eukaryota; Fungi; Ascomycota; Dothideomycetes; Pleosporales; Phaeosphaeriaceae. Gene Ontology annotation, cellular component: mitochondrial matrix. The coding region runs from base 1 to 1221 and encodes 406 amino acids. The transcript has 2 exons. Gene Ontology annotation, molecular function: protein binding. The record is from RefSeq and is a predicted model, not a curated record.